AUGGCUGUCACCCUCAAUGAGUCGUCGAUAUCGUCGACCGGCGAUGUUUCCAGAGCGAACAUGGUCGUAAUACCUACCAUUGUGACUACUAUUGUCGCUCUGAUUCUGACGGUUCUCCGGAUGUAUGUGCGAGUUCGCUUGAUUAAGAUGAUAGACUGGGACGACUACUUCAAUUUGCUGGCCAUGGCCACCCAAAUCGCAGUCCUUGGACUUGUAAUGGGAGCCGUGAACUAUGGACUAGGCCGACAUUUCGAAUAUCUUGAUCCGGCGAGCGCCUCAUAUGGCAUCAUGUUGUUGCGAAUCUGCGAGUUUCUCCUGAUCAUGUCAACGGUUUUCGUCAAGAUUUCCAUCAGUUUGUUCUUGAAACGAUUAUUUAUACAGAACCAAAACUGGCAGAGAUUCUUCUGGGCGUUUAUCGCCUUCAAUACCAUUACGAGCAUGGUCGAUGCGAUUGCAAUCUUUCCUCAAUGCACGCCAGUCGAAUACAACUGGAACAAGGGCAUUAAAGGCGGUCGCUGCUGGUCAGAUGCCGCUAUCAACGCACUUGGAAUUGCACAGGGGACAAUCGCCACCGUCACAGAUGUCUUUCUAUCCGUCCUGCCGAUUAUCUUUCUAUGGAAUCUGAAGAUGAUCUGGAGAGUAAAGCUUGGCAUCUGCGGAAUUAUGGCACUCGGAUUUGCAAGCGGAGGUUUUGCAGUUGCACGUACAGCUCUCGUCCCAAGUUUGACGGCUACCCACGAUCCAACAUGGGAUCUUGCUCCGCUGUUUAUGUGGGCAGUACUCGAGGCCGUCUUUGGCGUGAUUGCAGCAGCCGCCCCUUCAGUACGACCACUGCUCGGCCGCAAUGCAGUUACAACAAAGUACACGAGUUCGAAGAGCAAAUCUCAGACGCAAUCAUUACCUCUACACAACAUGCCGUCUCAUAUCAGUUCACGCGGCUCGUGGCUACUAAGAUCACAGAAUACUCACAUGCAAAAGCUUCGUGAUGAAGAUGAUACAGACCAGGGCUUGGAUCGAGCAGGCAGUCAGGACAACCUCUGGAAAAGUAACAAUGGUGGAAUUAUCAAAACUACGAAAAUUCAUGUUUCACAUUCGGAUGCACCGCAGGAGACAGCCAACUUGGGCCGCGGCAAUCCAGACUUGUAG
This is a messenger RNA of Pochonia chlamydosporia 170, 1146 nucleotides long. RefSeq lists its product as hypothetical. NCBI's taxonomy places the organism in Eukaryota, Fungi, Ascomycota, Sordariomycetes, Hypocreales, Clavicipitaceae. The record is from RefSeq and is a predicted model, not a curated record. Bases 1 to 1146 code for a protein of 381 amino acids. The transcript is spliced from 7 exons.